Lingula anatina is the source of this 2227-nucleotide messenger RNA. RefSeq lists its product as uncharacterized. NCBI's taxonomy places the organism in Eukaryota, Metazoa, Brachiopoda, Lingulata, Lingulida, Lingulidae. The record is from RefSeq and is a predicted model, not a curated record.
UGUCUAUUCUGCACAAAUAGUUCUGUUCCACUGCACUGCUCUCCGUGGUAUCUGCGUGAGUGUACACGGACCCGUAUAAAUCAAAACCUCCUGACGAUUUAAAUUAUUUGUGUGAAGUGUAUAAAUUAUUCGUGAUAUAAACUCGCAUUCAUAUAUAGUGUACAUAGUAGCUGACAAGUUGCUUCAUAUUAAGUACAUGUCUGUCUGAACUUUCGGCCUGUUUGAUCAAAAUGCGACAGCAGACCCGGCGUGUAUUACAAGGGGUGGCAUUCUGCGUGUUGUUUGUGGGUGUGGCUGUGUUUAUGAGGGUGUUCUUUCAAUGGAAGGACUACAACACAACGCUGAGAGAAUAUAUCGGCAACCCAUCAUUGGUGUCGCAAGAAGGAACCGAAACCGACGAAAAGAUAAUAAAUCCUUCAAUAGAGAUGGCGACCACUGUAACUACUGACGUCACUACGUUGACGUCACCGGGUCAAGUGACCAAGUCAAGACCGCCAGUUUCGGCAACAACUAAAUCCCAGAAACCACAAAUAGAGGGCUUGACUAGUUCUGCUCCAACUUUAUCAAUUGUGGAAUUUUCAUCGUCGACACCCAUGCUUUCAACGCCAAGUUUGAAACAAAAGAGUGAUUCUCUCAAGGUCCCUGCGACGUCAACUUUUGAUAAAUCCGACAAACAGCCAACCGUUUCAAAAGAGAGGGUAAAUGACAGGCUGGACAAUGAAGACGAAAAGACCACUGCUCUCAAACAGGAUUCGGUGAAGUCCGUCGACCAGGUCAAGACUGUGAAAGGCGACACUGUACAAAAACCAGUCAAGCCUGGCCCCGACAUUGUCCAACCCGAACAGAAAGCAAUCAUUCAGAAAGCAACAAAAGAAGAGCUGGUCAAACCACCAGUAGUCCAGAAACCAGCCAAGGGGGACAGGCGACAGCCUAUCGCGCGCCAAACGCCUGUCAACGCUGCAACGACAAAAAAGCGUGCCCCAACUACUCGAAAGGGACCUAGAGACCUUUCAACUCAGCGCCAAACGCGUAGUCCUACGACUCCAGUCCCCACACCGUCCCACUUCGGUGUGAUUUUCGACGAGUUCCAUCCUCACUUUCAGUUUCAUGACGAUAACAUCCACAUGGUGGCGGAUCCCUCCAGUACGCGGGGCAAGGCAGGGGACUACGACGUGCUGGAGAGAGAUUAUUUCAGGUAUCUCGCUCGAAUUCAGUUUGACUGCCGUAGACGGGAACCAGCAGGAAAAGUCGACUACAUAGAUGACAGCUGGGAGCUGUGUCAAGAUCCGCCAUACGAUCUAGUCAAAGACAAGUGCUUGGUGUAUUCCUUCGGGAUCCAUGGCGAUUGGUCAUUUGACGAUUUCAUGCUCAACCAGGGAUGUACGGUUCACUCUUUUGAUUCUAGUAUGAAAUUUCCGGAAAAAGAACGAAUGCCUAACAACUGGUUUCAUUCGUUGGCGUUGUCAGGUGAAAACAACAGUAAACAGAAAACUGCCACACUAGGAGCUAUUAUGACAAAGUUGGGUGAGGAAAACAGGGUCUUAGACUACGUUAAAAUGGACCUAGAGGCAAAUCAUUGGGACGCCAUUCCUACUGCCAUUCAAGAAGGCAGCCUUAGUCGUGUUAAGCAACUGGGGAUAAAAUUCCAGGACAAACCAAGCCAAACAAGGGCAAGGAUGCUGGAAAUGCUUUAUAAGCAGGGCUUUCGUAUUUACUUCACAAAUUUCCAUCGGCGAAUUCAAUCUUCGCAGACUUUGAGGACUAUAUACGAGUGCCAGGAGGUGCAUUUUGUUAAUAUUAACUUUUUGAAGUUCGAUGAAGCUGAGCUCUAAAUGAGAGGAUUUUUAUUCUCCAGCGGUUUUCAAAGUCUCAACAAGGUUCCCAUCAUCAUUAUCAUUAAGUAUCUCUGUGUUUUCUGCACUUUUUGACUACGUGGAGACCAGGAGCAUUGUUGGAUCCCGGGAAGAGCACUACGGUCACGAGUCCCAUCCCCUCUUAGUUUCUUUAGUUUACUAAAGACAAAAUACCAUAACGAGGGAAAGAAAAUAAAAGCAAGUCUUCAUUCCAUCCAUGCACCCUAUAUAUAAAAGCGAGAUUGUUCAGUCUCCGUUUUACAUUUGUCUUGCUUUAUUCAGCUUUUUCUUUUCAUUUUUGCCUCUUCCCCGUUCUUACAUGUAGCAAAAACCCUGGGUCCUUCUGUGUGGUUUUGUCUGUUGUCUAUAAGAUU